AUGAUUUCGUUACACCGGAUCUGGGUCAGCGCCGCCACACGCUUGCGUCAUGAUACUGUUGUGAGCGCACGUCCUCAACCCAGCAGAUGCAUCAACCAGAUUGAUGAGGUUUGUGAGACCAUUGAGAAGAGCAUAAACCAGGCAGUGCAAAAAACACUUGACCAGCUGGAGAAAGACUGUAACCUGAUCAUCUCUACCAUCAACCAUACACUGGAACAGGACCGGAUGAAUGUGAGCAGCAAUAAAAGUAAUCGUUUUAAUUAUUUCCUGUGUGGAGUUGUGGGAAUCUUCCUUCCAUCGCUCUUCAUCCUCAGCUUCAUCAUCAGCACCUUCGCUCCAGAGGAACUGGACUGUCUUGUUGGAGAGGGAUUGGCUAAAACGCUCUACUUUUCCACAGGAAUAGUUGUGUAUCUGUGGGACUGGAUUCCUGAAGAUUGGCAGAUAAUGUUUGUGAUCAUCUUUGGUGCUCUGUGCUACUUUAUGUUGUUCUUGGCUAAGUAUUUUGCACGUCAGGGCAGUAAGACGCUGACUAAAAGAGAGAAGAAACAACUGGCAGAGUACAGUGACUACAUCCAGGAUAUCGUCAAAUCCAAGAAGUGUGGUUGUGUGUGUAUGAGCGGUGCACACGUCACUGCAGACGGACAGAGCUCCAGUUCACUUCACUGUGACUUUCUGAGAGUCUUCCACACUGACGUCGGAGGUCACGACCUCUAG
Sinocyclocheilus anshuiensis is the source of this 714-nucleotide messenger RNA. RefSeq lists its product as uncharacterized. The record is from RefSeq and is a predicted model, not a curated record. Lineage: Eukaryota; Metazoa; Chordata; Actinopteri; Cypriniformes; Cyprinidae. The coding region runs from base 1 to 714 and encodes 237 amino acids. The transcript is spliced from 6 exons.